Molecule: messenger RNA, 2301 nt
Organism: Exophiala spinifera
Lineage: Eukaryota; Fungi; Ascomycota; Eurotiomycetes; Chaetothyriales; Herpotrichiellaceae
Exons: 1
Coding region: 1-2301 (766 amino acids)
Biological process (GO): amino acid transmembrane transport
Molecular function (GO): amino acid transmembrane transporter activity
Source: RefSeq, a predicted model, not a curated record
AUGGGCUCGCCAACACCCAAACCUCUAGACAUCCGGGCUCGACGUAGCCCUUCUACCACAUCUGCCGCAGCCUCUCCCAAUCUCUCUACGCACUCCAGACAUGCCUCGAUGGCCCGGCUCUCCUCUCCUGUCCCGUCUCAUCGUCUCAAUACUCCGCCAGUUGGCCAGGUUCCGACCCCCCAGCAGAUGGCUGCCGACAAGCUUGACAACGCUUUGCCCAAGCUCGACAAUGCCGGCUCGUUUCCUGGUCCCGGACAGUCUGCACUCUCGACCGCACUAGCGUCUUCUCUUCAAACACCUCCUCGCAUUCAGACACCCCACAUUGACGAGCAACCUCCGAGACCAUCUGGAUCUGGCGCGGCCGCGGCGUCGGGCAGCCAUGACCGAGUACCGAGAAGUAAUUAUGGUUCGUUCAUCGACGGAAGGGAUAUGGCUGGGAGCCCGGCUCCGACCGAAAAUGCAGAAGUGGUGAAGAGGCAUCUUGUGCAGCCAGAUCAAGGUUCGAACAGGUACAAGGGCUCUCUACGUUUGGAUCUGAAUGAGCCGGGAGCGGGCUUGGACGAGGAAGAAUUCUCUAGUCUGCGGCUACAAGGUGGCGAUAUUACACGGGCGGUCUACCGAUGGGCUGAAGAACAAGAAGACAGUCAACUUGGUCGUGGAAAGAGGAGCAAGAGUUUCAGCUACGCCAGGCCGGAGCCCGAGAGUGAAAUAUUGGAUAUUCAAAAUAUCAAAGUACCCGGCGGGUUCCGCAGACACUUUCUCCGCCAGGCGGCCGAGAGCCCUGAGUCUUCAAAUCGGGUCAUGGACGUUGACGGUUCGGCGGACGAUCGGGGCAGAACCCAAGCAAAUGGGAAAUCCAAGGCCAAACCCCAGCUAUUUACCAACAACUUUCUCGAAUUUCUCACCCUGUAUGGACAUUUCGCCGGUGAAGAACUCGAGGAGGACGACGAAGUAUUGGAACCUGACGAAUACUUUUCUUCUGAUGCUUGGGAGGAGGGCAGCGAUCGAGAACCUGGCGAGGACAGCGCUUUGCUUACCCCUGGAACCCCUGGCCGGCGGAGGAGGAAACAUAAAGAACGAAAGACAGGAGGCACCAACAGCAGCUUCAACGCUGCAUUGCUCCUGUUGAAGUCCUUCGUCGGCACAGGAGUUCUCUUCCUUCCCCGAGCCUUUCUCAAUGGUGGCAUGUUAUUCUCGUCCCUAGUCUUGCUGGGAGUUGCACUCCUCAGCUUUCACUGUUUCAUUCUUCUGGUCAACACGCGCAACGUUGUUGAAGCGUCUUUUGGCGACAUCGGAGGUGUGUUGUAUGGCAAAUGGAUGAGAGCGUUGAUUUUGUUUUCUAUUGUCAUCAGUCAGCUCGGCUUUGUGUCGGCCUACACGGUCUUCACGUCUGAAAACUUGCAGGCUUUUGUCCUGGCAGUCUCGAAGUGCAAAAGCUUCAUCGACAUCAAGUUCAUGAUCCUCAUGCAACUGAUCAUCUUCCUCCCCUUCAGCUUGAUUCGGGAGAUUGGCAAGCUCGGCUUCACAGCUCUCAUCGCCGACGCAUUUAUUCUGCUGGGACUGGUUUACUUGUAUUACUACGACAUUGCAACCAUUGUCUUCAACCGCGGCGUCUCCGACAUCACCCAGUUCAAUCCUUCCACCUGGACCCUGUUUAUCGGGACAGCGAUCUUCACCUUUGAAGGGGUUGGGCUCAUCAUCCCGAUCCAGGAAUCGAUGAAGAAGCCGCACAAGUUCCCCGAAGUUCUUGGGAUCGUCAUGGUCAUCAUCACGGUCCUCUUCACCUCGAUCGGCGCGCUGUCGUAUGCUGCGUACGGAUCAAAGACCAAGACGGUCGUCAUCCUCAACCUGCCUCAGGACAGCAAGAUGGUGAACGUGGUGCAGUUCCUGUACUCGCUCGCCAUCCUGCUCAGCACGCCGCUCCAGCUCUUCCCGGCCAUCCGUAUCAUGGAAAACGAGCUGUUCACGCGGUCGGGCAAGUACAAUCCGUACAUCAAGUGGCAGAAGAACAUUUUCCGCUUCUUCCUCGUCUGCGUCUGCUCGCUGGUCGCCUGGGGCGGGGCGGGCGACUUGGACAAAUUCGUCGCGCUCGUCGGCAGCUUUGCCUGCAUCCCGCUCGUCUACAUAUACCCUCCCAUGCUCCAUCUGAAGGCCGUGGCCAAGCGCCCGUGGCAACGGGGGCUGGAUUACGCCGUUUGCAUUUUCGGGGUUGCCGGCUGCGUCUAUACCACUGUACUCACCGUACAGCAGUGGGCAGGUGGUGGGGGUUCAGCCAAAACACCCGGGUAUUGUGAUUCUUGA